Molecule: messenger RNA, 2855 nt
Organism: Portunus trituberculatus (swimming crab)
Lineage: Eukaryota; Metazoa; Arthropoda; Malacostraca; Decapoda; Portunidae
Product: pyrethroid hydrolase Ces2a-like
Exons: 12
Coding region: 1-1830 (609 amino acids)
Source: RefSeq, a predicted model, not a curated record
AUGCAAUAUGACGAAUCAAGUUUGGCACAGUUUUCAAGUGAAAUGGACAAGCCUUCUGAAGAAAAGAAACGACCUACAGUCUCAAGAUUCCUUAAGACGAAUGUCGUGGCUAUAGUUCUGGUGGUUCUGGUUGCCUUUGUAAGCAUCGUAAUCGUUGUACUGGAGAACUCAGACAACGUCCUUGAACAUGAAAAGGACGGUCCAUUGGUGCAUACAGCCAAGGGAACUCUAAGAGGGAUUGAAGAACGUUCCCUCGCAGGUCAUUCCUUCUUCUCCUUCUACGCCAUCCCGUAUGCGAAGCCGCCACUAGGAAAGCUGCGGUUUCAGGAACCCGUGGAAGAGGAGGCGUGGACGGGAGUGAGGAAUGCCUUUAGUCAACCAGAGCAAUGCAUUCAGAUACCUUUCAAGAAUCACUUGCUUGGUGACGUUUCAGAAGAACACGUGGUCGGUUCAGAGGAUUGCCUCUAUCUCAAUGUGUUCACUCCAAAGUUGGGUAUAGAAGAGAAGCUGCCAGUAAUGGUGUACCUGCAUGGAGGCGGAUAUGUAGCGGGUAACGCAUACCAAUACCAGCCCUACGUGCUGCUCAAUCACCAGGUGGUACUUGUUGUACCUCAGUUUAGGCUCGGGCUGUUAGGCUUCCUGUCCACGGAGGAUGACAUCAUAUCUGGAAAUUACAUGCUUAAGGAUCAGGUGGCGGCCCUGAGAUGGGUGCAUCGUAACAUACACAUCUUCGGCGGCGACCCGCAACGAUUGACCGUGUUCGGGGAGAGUGCUGGAGGAUCCAGCACAGGCCUUCUGUCCGUCUCUCCAAAGGCUCAGGGGCUAUUUUCGCGAGUCAUCCAGCAAUCUGGCAAUACACUGGCUACCUUCGCUUUCGGUAGGCGACACCGCCAAGUAGCGGAAGACACGGUACGGAGACUGGGAUACCGUGGAAAAUUAGACUCCGAAGACAUCCUCUCCUUCCUACAGACAGUCCCUGUCAAGUCACUCUCCAUCAUUGGCACAAAGUAUUAUGAAUGGUUUGUUUUUCCAUUCGUGAUGGGUCCCCGUGUUGAUGGGGACGUGAUUCCAGCUCACCCAUACGAGAUGGUGCAAGCAAUGACGUGUCCUCCCUGGGAACUUAUGAUAGGCCACACAGCUCAUGAUGGGGCGCUUCUCACAAUCUACGUAUAUCUUAUGGAACAUCUGAAGAAGCGCCUGGUGGAAGACUUCACUAAAAUCGGUCCAAUGAGCCUCGAAAUGGCGGAUAAUGACCCCAAUAAGAAGACAAAGGCUUAUGCUUUGUACCGUUACUACCUGGGAGAAAAUAUCGACCUUGAACUUAAAGAUAAUUUUACUCAGCUUCUUACGGACUAUGUCUUUGGUGUCCCAGGUGAUUUAGUGGCCUUGGCGCACUCUACGUGCGCUCAACCACAUCGACACACCUUCUCCUAUAAAUUGACACACCGUGGUCAGCGUUCUGAAAGUGACCUUUUAAAUACAACAAUUGGAAAGCACUGGGUGAUCCAUGGAGAUGACAUACUCUAUUUAUUCCUCGGAGAGACUUUCAAGUUAGGAUUGCAACCUCUUGAACGUCCAGAGGAUCUUGCUUUACGGGAUAUUAUGAGCAAACUUUGGGUCAACUUUGCUUACACUGGGAACCCAACACCUGAUGGCUCUCUGGGCUUCACGUGGGAGGCUGUAGAGAACGAUAAUGUGCAUUAUCUCAGCUUGACUCCGUCCCCUGCCAUGAAGCCCGACACUCGCCGCAAGGUACGUAACUUCUACAGGAAGGUUCUGCCAAAGCAAAAUGAAUUUUUGGAGAAACUGGUUGCUUCAAAGUACCCCUAGCCAUUCAUCAAUGGGGUGAUUGGAGAAGGAAAUAAUAAUGAGAGCGAUUGUCGUUAAUGAUGUAACAUGUGUGUCAAAUGAUGAGAAAGAUGUCUUGUAAUUAAGAUUUAACCAUUGAAUAUUGGUUGUGAUAGUGACCAGGAUGUGAAUGUCAGUUGAGAAGUUUAUAAUUUGGCUUGCUAACUGAUUGAUCGAUUGAUUGAUUGAUUGAUAUAGCCCGGCGUAACAUACGUGGCAUAUUCUUAGCUAGGACGAAAUAAGAUGCAUGGCUUGAGAGGGUGAGCAAAUUAUUUGUAAUUCAAACGCAGUGGUUAAAGAACAAGUGCUAUGCUACUGUGUAAGUAUUGUUUUUUGUAAUUGACAGAGUAAUAUGCAUGUAUUGGAUUAUAUGUUUGACUUUGUUGUCUUUUGAUUUUUUUGUUUUGUUUGAUGCAUUUAUAUUAGUAGUAGUAGAAGUGGCAGUAGUAGUAGUAGUAGUAGUAGUAGUAGCAGUGGUAGUGGUGGUGAUAAUAGUAGUUGUAGUAGUAGUAGUAGUAGUAGUAGUAGUAGUAGUAGUAGUAGUAGUAGUAGUAGUAGUAGUAAUAGUAGUAGUAGUAGUAGUAGUUUUGGUUGAGGUGGUAGUAGUUCUAAUAAUAUGUACUAUUAGUAAUACCAGACAUAGUUCACUAUUAACACUAUUAUGGAUUAUUCUACAUAGAUUAUGCUUACACAAUUGUUACUAGUUUUAGUGAUAAAUACAUUCACACCAACGCAAUCAGACACAACACACACACACACACACACACACACACACACACACACACACACACACACACACACACACACACACACACACACACACACACACACACACACAGAGAGAGAGAGAGAGAGAGAGAGAGAGAGUUCAAACUUUCUUUUAUCAUCAUCGUUAUGUAUCGAUAAAAAAAAUAUAUGAUAGCUUCAACUAUCUCCAUUUUCUGUUAAAGUUCUUUUCUCCUAUAUGUUGUUGGCUCGUAUUUCCCUUUAAAAGAUGUAUGAAUAUU